AUGACGGUACAGGAUGCACGGCAAUUGAGCCCCGUCGCGAGCUACAUCGCAGGCUGCUCCGCCGGCUCCGCCGGCAUUGUGACCGGCUUCCCAUUCGACACGGUGAAGGUCCGCCUCCAGAACCAGCAGAUCGGGCAUGGCACUUCCUGGGGGACAUUCAAGGGAAUCCUGCGCCAUCAAGGGGUCAGGGGCCUCUUCACGGGCUUGAGCCCCCAGCUCGUUGGUGGCGCGCUCGAGUGUGGCGUGAACUAUGCGGUCUACAACGAAUCGCUCUCCUUCUUGUCUCGUGAUUGGCAUGCCCCAUCGGCGCUCAGUGUCCCGCUGGCAGGCGGGGCGGCGGGCUUCUUUCUCAGCAUCAUCCUCAGCCCCGCUGAGCUAGUCAAGUGCCGAAUGCAGGCUGCUGAUGCCCGGCUGGCCUUCAAGACACCCCGGGACUGCCUGCGCCACCUGUUCCAGACCGAGGGACUGCGUGGCCUCGCGCGUGGCUUCAGCGGUACCCUCGCUCGGGAGAUCCCCGGCAACGCCAUCUACUUCUCCACCUACACCGUCAGUCUUUCUGUGGGGCUGGCGCUGCGCAGCUGCAUCCCUGGCAAGCCUCCGGCGACGCGUUCAGGGGAGGGGUGCUCCAGCGCCCCCGCGUCAGCCCCCACCCUGCUGCAGCGGCUGGCCAAUGCCAGCUCGAUGGUCCUGGCCGGGGGCGCGGCCGGCACGGUGAUGUGGGCGCUGGUCCUGCCCAUGGACGUCGCCAAGACGCGGAUGCAGGUGGCGCUGCCAGGAUCGAGGCGCGAUCUAUCCCUGCCGGCCACGCUGCGCGCGCUGCGGCGCGAGGGCAAGCUGUACACGGGCCUGGCGCCCACGCUGGUCCGCGCCUUCCCGGCCAACGCGGCCCAGUGGGUGGUCUGGGAGCUGGUCGCGGGGCUGCUGGAGGGCCACUGA
Molecule: messenger RNA, 936 nt
Organism: Auxenochlorella protothecoides
Lineage: Eukaryota; Viridiplantae; Chlorophyta; Trebouxiophyceae; Chlorellales; Chlorellaceae
Product: Mitochondrial substrate carrier family protein S
Exons: 5
Coding region: 1-936 (311 amino acids)
Biological process (GO): transport
Molecular function (GO): transmembrane transporter activity
Source: RefSeq, a predicted model, not a curated record